Arachis stenosperma is the source of this 358-nucleotide messenger RNA. Its product is annotated as ABC transporter C family member 3-like. Gene Ontology annotation, biological process: transmembrane transport. The record is from RefSeq and is a predicted model, not a curated record. The transcript is spliced from 3 exons. Lineage: Eukaryota; Viridiplantae; Streptophyta; Magnoliopsida; Fabales; Fabaceae. Gene Ontology annotation, molecular function: ATPase-coupled transmembrane transporter activity. The coding region runs from base 1 to 309 and encodes 102 amino acids. Gene Ontology annotation, cellular component: vacuolar membrane; plant-type vacuole.
AUGAUGCAUAAGGAGAACAACGUAUUGGUGCUUGAUGAAGCGACUGUAUCAGUUGAUACUGCUACAGACAAUUUGAUACAACAAACUCUUAGGCUACAUUUCGCCGACUCAACAGUCAUAACCAUUGCACAUAGAAUCACUUCUGUUCUUGAUAGUGAUAUGGUCUUGCUUCUUCAUCAAGGAUUAAUUGAGGAAUAUGAUUCACCUUCAAAAUUGCUAGAGGAUAGAUCAUCAUCUUUUGCUCAACUUGUUGCAGAGUAUACAAUGAGGUCUAAAUCCACUUUUGAGAAAUCUGCUGAUCAUUACUGACUGGAAAAUGGUACAAAAUACCAAAACUUACAAGUUUCUUGACAAUAAC